AUGUACAAAGGAGAUAUUGAAUCAUUAAUAUCAUAUUCUAAGAGAAAUGAAUUAAUAAGAGAUAAUAGAAGUUCAUUUGAUAUUAAUAACUUUCAAUAUAUUAAAUCAUUAAUUGAUAAAAUUAUUAUUUCUGAUGAACUAGAGGUACAUGAAGAAAAAGAACAACUUAAAGAAAAGGAAGUAGAAGAAGAAAUAGAAACAUCACCAAUUCAAGAAGAUACUGAUGAAUGGGUAACUGUUGGAAAAGGAGUUUCAUGGAAAAAGAUCAAACAAAAUAAAAAACAAAAAAUUAAUGAAAUUCUUAUAGUAGAAAAAGAUAAUGAAGAAGAAGAAGAAAGUGAUGAAGAACCAAAAAGCAAAGAGACUAAAGAAAAAGAAGUUAAAGAAGAAAAUAAAAAAGGAAAAGAAAUAGGUAGUACUGAAGAAGAAAAGAAGGAAAAUAAAAAGGUUUUGUCUAAAAGAGAAAUUGAAAAGAAGAAAAUGAAAGAAAUGGAAGAAAGACGAAGAGAAAUGGAACUUGAACGACAAAAAAAAGAAGAAGAGGAAUUAAGAAAACUUGAAGAAGAACAAAUGAAAGAAGGAGAUGAAAGUGAUAAUGAAAGUAGUGAAAAAACCAAAACAAAAGAAAGUAAUGAAAUUAAUAAAAGAAAUGAAUCAGAAAGAAGUCAUUCAUCAAGUAAAAAGAAGAAUAAUUCAAAAGGAAAAAAGAAAGGUUCAAAGAAGAAAAGUGGAACCAAAAAACAAAAUGUUUCACCUUCUAUUAAUGAAUCUAAAAAAUCAGAACUGUUAGAACCAUCAUCUAAACCACCCUCUCGUCCUAUUCCUAAUAAUAAAAGAAGAACAUCUAUUGAUCCAUUAGAACAAUUAGAAAAUAAAGUAAAAGAAUUACAUAAAACAUAUUUAAUGCUUGUACAGAAAUCUAAUAUUCAACUUCAAGUAUUAAAUGAACGAAAAAUAGAAAUUCAACCAAUAACAUGUCAAUAUCCAGAUUCAUAUUUUAUGGUUGACCAUUAA
Entamoeba dispar SAW760 is the source of this 1014-nucleotide messenger RNA. RefSeq names its product mitotic apparatus protein p62, putative. NCBI's taxonomy places the organism in Eukaryota, Evosea, Mastigamoebida, Endamoebidae. The transcript has a single exon. The record is from RefSeq and is a predicted model, not a curated record. Bases 1 to 1014 code for a protein of 337 amino acids.